ACAAUUGAGCCCACACCACUAAAAUAAAUUGGAUGUCCUCCCACGCUGCCAAAGCCGCCCGCUCUGGUUCUCAGGCUCUGUCAAGACUGUCCCCCACCCCUGCAGUAGCAUCUCGAGCAAUGCCAACAGCAACAGCAACAGCAACAGCAACACCCACAACCUCUGCCGCACCCAGGACCUUUGUAACCAGCUGUAGCUCCUCUAGACAUUCGUCACCAUUCGCACAACAGAAACACAAGUCAUUUUCGACACAACCCGCCAACAUGUCGACCAUGCCCGCCCAGCACGGCCACUCCGUGGGCUGCUGCAACAUCCCGCCUGUCGUGUCCAAGGGAUACGAGGUCAAGGGCACGUACGAGGAGAUCGGAGGCAAGAAGACUUAUGUCACCGGUCCCUCCGACGCGAAGAAGGCCAUCGUAGUUGUCUACGACAUUUUCGGAUACUUCCCCCAGACUCUCCAGGGAGCAGACAUCCUGGCCACCAGCGGCUCCGAGAAGUACCGCGUCUUCAUCCCUGACUGGUUCGUCGGCGAGCCCUGCCCCAUUGAGUGGUUUCCUCCCAACACGGAGGAGAAGCAGAAGAACCUGGGCGGCUUCUUCCAGAAAUUCCCGCCCCCCAAGAUCGCCAGCCUGGUUCCCGACUACGUCAAGGCCGUGCAGUCCAAGUACUCUUCUCUCGAGUCAUUCGGUGUCCUUGGUUACUGCUGGGGAGGCAAGGUCGUCUCUCUUGUCACCUCCGGCGAGAGCAACCCUUUCAAGGUCGGCGCCGAGAUUCACCCCGCCAUGGUCGAGCCUGAGGACGCCAAGGGUAUCAAGAUCCCUCUCAUCCUUCUUGCGUCCAAAGACGAGCCCGAGGAGGACGUCAAGAAGUUCGAGGGCAACCUGAGCGUCGCCAAGCAUGUCGAGACGUUCAAGGACCAGAUACACGGAUGGAUGGCUGCCCGCUCCGACUUGGAGGACCCCAGGGUUAAGGAGGAGUACACCCGUGGCUACAAGACCGUUCUCGAGUUCUUCGCGAAGAAUUUCUGAGCGAUGACGGAGACGACGUGCUCCAUGCGAAAGGAAAAUGAAUAAUGAAACCAGAAUCUGACCUAUGCCAUGUUUUGAUGGUGUUUUUAUAUACUUGAAUUGCUCCAACAUUCUACAUUGGUUCUUGUAACGUUGAAAAUGCGGCACGUCAACUUCAAGCUCGGUUGCAAGUGACGAGCAAUUGAUUACUUGACAACAAUGGGACAGAUGAUCUACAAAAAUGACAGAAACCAUAAGUGUAGUAUAGCCAUAUCCGGUACCGGCCAGCCAACGCGUACCUCAACAAAUCUCAUGAUAGGGUACCCUAUAGACAGCAUAGACAGUGUCCCCCAUGAGUGUUGACGGAGCGCCAGACAGAAAACGAUUCAGCUGAUGGCGGGAACGUCGCAGAAGCACU
Molecule: messenger RNA, 1425 nt
Organism: Colletotrichum destructivum
Lineage: Eukaryota; Fungi; Ascomycota; Sordariomycetes; Glomerellales; Glomerellaceae
Product: Putative dienelactone hydrolase, alpha/Beta hydrolase
Exons: 3
Coding region: 33-1028 (331 amino acids)
Molecular function (GO): hydrolase activity
Source: RefSeq, a predicted model, not a curated record